GUACCACUCGGCAGCCCAGAGAGGGGGAGGUUCCCGGAGUGGACUACAACUUCAUCGGCGUGGGGGAGUUCAGGGACCUGGAGGAGAGCGGCCUGCUGCUGGAGAGCGGCACGUAUGAUGGUAACUACUACGGGACCCCGAAGCCCCCCGCGGAGCCGAGCCCGGUGCAGCCCGACCUGGUGGACCAGGUUCUGUUCGACGAGGAGUUUGACACCGAAGUUCAGAGGAAACGCACAACGUCUGUCAGUAAAAUGGACAGAAAGGACAGCGCAGCUCCAGAGGAAGAGGACGAGGACGAGAAAACACCUGCAGUCAACGGCCUGGCCGGUGAGAAACGUCCUCUUCUACUUCUAUAGC
Gymnodraco acuticeps is the source of this 357-nucleotide messenger RNA. RefSeq names its product membrane-associated guanylate kinase, WW and PDZ domain-containing protein 3-like. Gene Ontology annotation, biological process: signal transduction. NCBI's taxonomy places the organism in Eukaryota, Metazoa, Chordata, Actinopteri, Perciformes, Bathydraconidae. The annotation marks the transcript as partial. Gene Ontology annotation, cellular component: cytoplasm. The transcript is spliced from 2 exons. The record is from RefSeq and is a predicted model, not a curated record.